UCUUUACAAUUCAAGGAUGUCCUCAAGAAUCACAUAUGGGAAGAAGGGUAGAAGGCUAGGUACUGGAGCUGCUAGACUGCAACCAGCUGUGGAAUUCUCUCCAAAAAAGGAAAACAAUAUAACUGAUAGACCUUUAACCACAUCGUCAAGCACACAAGAGAGCGACAAUGCUCCUCUCACAUCUCCAUUCAAUUCACCAACCAAGAGAGCACCUAGAAAAGAGAUUGUACCAGAUGUUGAGGAUCAAGGGUUCGAUUUUGGUGUUUUUGAUUUGGAAGAAGAUGAUGUCAAACCUGCCAUGCCAAAGAAGGUUAAUAGAACUAGAACCAAGCUAAAAAAAGUUGAAUCUAAAAAUGAAUCAACAGAUACAAUACCCACAUCUCCCAGUGCCUCUCUGGGAAGCUUCUUUGUUGAAUCAAGUGCCAAACCUACUUGGUCACCUUCAAAGUCCACAUCUGCCUCUCCAAAAAAAGAGAAUAUAACUUUACAAAAAUCACCAACCUUAUCAUUCACCAAAAAGAUCAAUAACUCAAAAGUUGAACCAAAGAAAGUGGUCAGAAAGAGCCUCAAAAGACCAUUGAAACUACAAGAUACUGAAGCUGCUGGUGAUGUGUGGGAUCUACUUUCUGAUAUUCCUCAAGAACGACCAAAGAAGAAAACCAUGGUUUUUAAGGAAAAAGAUGUUGAAAUGACAGAUUUAUCAACAACCAAUUCCAACACUGAAUCUCAGGAGAAUGAACUGAUAUCUUUUUUCAAUACUCAACAAACCGAUACUCAACCUGACGAUGAACCAAGUACACCUGCACCAGAAGACACACAACUCCUAAGGGAAUCAACAGCAUCACCAAGAAUCUCGAAAACCCUCAAAACGUAUGGUUUACAAAGAAGUUUCCUACUUGAGAAGCAAAACCAAGAUGGGCAGGACCAACUUGGAACUCAGGAAGAACAUGAUACAACGCUCACAAGUGAACAAGAUCAAGAUAACACUGAAGGUUUGAAGACCAUUUCAAAUUUGAGGGCACAAGGUGAAAAUGCACAGUUUUUGGAUGAGCUAAAUUUCAUAGUGGAAGGAAUAGAGACUCCAUCUUCUAUAACUUCAUCUCUUUUGGAGCUUGCUAUAAGGCUUUUUGAUAAUGAAUUUCUCAACCUAUUGAAACAUCAUGGUUUACCAUCUUUUCAUAAAGAUAUUGAUGCUGAUAAAUUAUUACAAGUUUUUGUGUUUGGGUUUAUUGCCUGUAAGGUAUUAGAAGGUGGAAAUGGGAAAAUUAUGUUUGAUGAUCAGUUGGUCCACAUUGUGAAAACUCUACUCAGUUGUAACAAUGAAGUUGAGGCUAUAAAAGAAUCAAGAGCCACAAAAGCUAUUUUCAAGGAAUUCAAGGAUAAAUUAGGUGAUAUUUAUACACCAGCAUUUUUGGGUCUUACAUUUCUUAUACAAAAUAAUUUAUUCAUCAAUGCUGAAAUAUUCGAGACUUUAAUUGAACUGUUCAUGAACUUGAAUUCCAAGAAUGAUCAAGAUAUAAAGAUGAUCAACAUGAUACUGCUAUUAUUUGAAUCAUUUUUGGGAUCAACGCAAGCUGUUGACGAUAAAUUUGAGAAGAUUGUUCCUGUUCUUCUUGAGUUGAAUAUUAAAGAUCAAAAUUGUCGCAUUGCUCUCCUCAAGGUAUUGAUUGUGCUCUCUGUGAAAAAGUUUGAACCUGUUUUCAGUGAAGUUUUGGUUGAUAGAUCUAUUGAAAGCUCAAUUCAAAAUUCAAAUACCUCUGUGGGGCUUUUAGAACUUGGGUUGUUGAUAAAUUUAGUUGAAAAAGAUGCUUGUUGUAAACGAGCGUUGAAUAAGGCAAAUUUGAAAAGAUUAUACAGACUACAGAGCAAGUUGCAGGGUGAAUCUAAGGAUUAUUAUUCCUUAUUGAUUGGAAUUAUGCUAACCAAGUUUCCUCAUCAUCUCAUUUACAAAACUUCAAUUCGAAAGGAAACACAUUGA
Hansenula anomala is the source of this 1978-nucleotide messenger RNA. RefSeq lists its product as uncharacterized. The transcript is spliced from 2 exons. The coding region runs from base 17 to 1978 and encodes 653 amino acids. The record is from RefSeq and is a predicted model, not a curated record. NCBI's taxonomy places the organism in Eukaryota, Fungi, Ascomycota, Saccharomycetes, Phaffomycetales, Wickerhamomycetaceae. Gene Ontology annotation, biological process: regulation of chromosome condensation.